AUGGAUUCGGAUUAUGCUAAUUUUUAUUACCUACACGGUUACUUCCUUCUCUCUUAUUCCAAUAUUUUCUUCAAUUGCUACUCCUUCGGAGCAGCAAGUGGUCUCGUGAGCCGCCGAAUGAGUGCCUCCGUAAUUCCUCCUUAUACCAAAUCACAACGUUCUAUGUCUAUGGAGGAGUAUGACAAGCCGAUGGGCGUUGAAAACCUGGUCUACAACGGCCAGCGCAAAUACAGUAUCGCCGGAGAAGACACAAUCAACGAGGAGGGUGAUAGUGAGAUUGCCGCCUGA
This is a messenger RNA of Protopolystoma xenopodis, 288 nucleotides long. Lineage: Eukaryota; Metazoa; Platyhelminthes; Monogenea; Polystomatidea; Polystomatidae. The record is from the annotation of a GenBank genome assembly.